Messenger RNA from Anopheles marshallii, 450 nucleotides. RefSeq names its product cuticle protein AMP2-like. The transcript has 2 exons. Lineage: Eukaryota; Metazoa; Arthropoda; Insecta; Diptera; Culicidae. Gene Ontology annotation, cellular component: chitin-based extracellular matrix. Bases 1 to 450 code for a protein of 149 amino acids. The record is from RefSeq and is a predicted model, not a curated record. Gene Ontology annotation, molecular function: structural constituent of chitin-based larval cuticle.
AUGUAUUCCAAACUGAUUGUCCUUGUCGGUGUUGUGUUCUGCCUUGCUGCAGCUGCACCGACAAAGAAAGCUGCUCGUGCAGCGUCCGGCGGCCCGGACAGUGAUGCGACGGUGAUCCAGCAAGAUCAGAUCAUCAACGACGAUGGGUCGUACAACUUUGUGUUUGAAACGAGCAAUGGUAUCCGGGCGCAGGCCAGCAGCUCGGAUGGUGUCCGUACGUCCGGGGACUUUUCCUACCCGGCACCGGACGGUACGAACAUCGCGCUAGCCUACGUGGCCGAUGAGUAUGGGUUCCAGCCGCAGGGAGCUCAUCUGCCGGUGGAGCCACCAGCACCCGAUCACGUCAUCAAGCAGCUGGAGGACAUCCGUGCUAACCCACCGAACGAUCCGGACUUUGAUGCCGCCUUCCUGGACUCGGAAAUUGCUCGGCUUCGAGCCACGCAGGGUUAG